Molecule: messenger RNA, 1791 nt
Organism: Prorocentrum cordatum
Lineage: Eukaryota; Dinophyceae; Prorocentrales; Prorocentraceae
Source: the annotation of a GenBank genome assembly
AUGGCGGACGACGGCGACGACCUGAGCUCCUCAGGCGCAGGCGCGGGCGGCCCCAGCAGCGAGGGCGGCGCCGCCGAGGGGGCUGCCCGGCGCUCCGUGGCGGCGGCCACUGGCCCCCCGGGCCAGCGCCUGUGCCUCUUCUCGCGGGUGCUGCAGGAUCCUUGGGCGGGGCCGUAUCCCGCUCGUCGUGGCACGCCCGACCACCACGGCGCGGAGGACGCCGGCCUUCGCUCGGACGACGAGGACCAGGAGUCCGCCCCGCGGGGGUGCUGCAGGUGCGGCCGCUGGCGCGGGCGCCAGGGCCGCGCGGACGUCGCCAGGGAGCUCGCCGGCGUGGCCCCCGCGGGGAUGGUGCACAGGCCGCAGUGCAUGCAGCUCUUGGCCGCCUUCGAGGCGCCGGAGGGCGGCUGGGCCGUGGACGGCGUCGGGCAGACCCGCGGGCUCUCCGAGGUCCCCGGCGCGGUGCUCGUCGGAGAGCCCCGCCCGGUGGUGUUCACCGCCAUCGACGUGGACUCCGUCAACUGCCCGAUGAACGCCUACUUCCUGGUGAAGGCCUCUGGCCAGACGCUGGCCUGGCUCCUGGUGCUGAUGCAUUGGAUCUGGAGGCGGCCGUAUGCGCACGACCAGCUGGCCUUCGCCCACGUCCUCGGCAUCGGGCCCCUCGCCGACGAGGAGCGGCUCAGCGGGGGCGGGACCGCCCCCCUCAAAGAGUAUCCAUCAAGGCUGUGCAAGGCAAUGGCUACCGCCUUCGCAGCCCACUGGGGGCAGCUUGCUGACGCAGAGGCAAUGUGGGCCGAAACGGACGACUGCUACCACAGGAGUGGGAAGAAUCCUCGGGUGCUGCCAGAGAUCCCCGGCAUCGCGCCUGAAGUCAAGGCGGCCUGUCCGUCCUCGGUCCAGGGGAGCAGCCUCGACUGCAUGGAGCGGCUGGCGGAGGUUCUCGUGCAGGUCCGCUCCGAGGCGGCCUCGGCGGGCGCCGACCUCGGCAGCGAGGAGGAGCUGGUGCCCCUGUGCCGGAGGCUGCUCGAGGGGCGCGACGCGCAGCGCGGCGGGGGCGGGCAGGACGCGCUGCGGGCCGCGCUGCUGCUGCUGGACGCGCUGACGAUCGGGAGGGCCUCCUCGGAGGAGCUCGACGAGGAGGCCGAGCGGGCGCACGCGGACUGCGUGCGCAGGCACGGCGAGGUGCUGGGCCCGGGGGACCCGGCGACGCUGGAGCUGACCUUCCGCCUCGCCGGCCGUCUGGCCGGCAGGGGCGAGGAGGCCCGCGCGGAGGAGGUGCUCCGGGGCGGGCGCGAGGCCGCCGCCCAGCGCCUCGGGCAGGAGUCGGGCGCGGCCCUCAGCUACGACGACGAGCUGGCCGUGCUGCUCGCCGGCACCGGCCAGGCCGCGGCCGCGGAGCCGCUGUUCCGCCACGUGCUGGAGGCGCGCCGCGGGUCGCUGGGGCCCAUGCACGAGGACGACACGCUGCGCUCCGCCCACAACCUGGCGGUGCUGCUCGACAGCACCGGCCGGCGGGCCGAGGCGGGCAAGCUCUACCGCAGCGUGCACGCGGACCGCGCGAAGGCCCUGGGGGACGCGCACCCCAAGACCGUCGAGGCCGCGUACAACCUGGCGGUGCACCUGGACGCCUGCGCGCGCGACGGGCCCGCGGCCGAGGGGGAGCGGGCCGGGGCGGAGGCCGCGGAGUUGUUCCGGGCCGCCCACGGGCACCUCGUGGCGCAGUUCGGCCCCGAGGACGAGCGGAAGGCGUGCGCGGCCCGCGUCCAGCAGGCGAGCGGCUGCGAGGGCUGA